GAGUUCAGAGUUGCGACGUUUAUACGGUGACAAAUAUAUAAGCCCUUUACCGCUACACACUUCUUCAUUUCAGCAUAUUUCUUCCUGAUCUCGAGUAAAAUUCACAGAUCAUCAGCGAAAGUAAUUAAUUCAGUACUACAAAGAUGGUUUGAAAACUACCAAAAGUAUAAUCAUAGCAAAAUUGAAGAGGUUGCGAAAGAAUUGGGUUUGAUGUACAAGAAUGUGAAGUACUUCACCUUCACCUCAAAGACACCUGUUCGCCUCGGCACGAUAAAGAAGAGAAAACCAAGCGCAUACAACAUAUUUAUUAAAGAUAAAAUGAAAACCAUGAAAGAUAAACCUCCUGGUGAACAAUUUCGGGCUUGUGCCAAGGAGUGGAAUGCCCUUUCUGCCAGGGCCAAAAAAGGCUACCAAGAUAAAAGGGAACUAUUGGACGUACGACCAACGAAUGAAAGGGAGAGGAUGGCCAGGGUAGAAUUUCUAUGGAGAAAAUUGGAUGAAGCUUGUCAAGAACUGGGGACUUACGGAACGGAUGUCUUCCUCCUUAGUUGAGACGUGAAGUCGGGGAAAGAUGUGGCCCUGGGCAAUGGGAAAGGAAAAGUCUUCCUGGGAAAGUGUCCCAGUAAUGUGACAAAUUUCCGUCUCCACUGUAGAUCUGAUGUAUUGUAUACCCAGGCUGCAGUUGGAACCAGCACUUUGGGUGAAACUGAAGACCUUGAAAAGAAGGUUGGAGAGGCCCUUAUAUUGCAUAUUGCGCUUCCACUGGUAGGGCUCGUUUCCCUUACAGCGAAUACCACAAAGGGAUUGUCACUGUUCAUGGCCUACCCGAUGGACUGCAAAUACCACGCUCUAUGGGGAGCAUGGGGAAGGCAAAGAUGGCAGAACUCCUGGCAGUGAUUACGAAUUUAAAGUUUGUGUUAAACAUGGUUGUUUAUGGCGUCACUGGUUUUGGUGGUCACCAACCAUUGGCUUCUUGGAGAAAUUGACACAGAAUAGUUUUUGUAUGGACAAAGCUUGUAAUUUUGGACAGCUAACUGCUACUUACAGUCCAUAUAUAGGAGUUUACAUGACUAAAGAGACAGAGAGACAAUAAACAAGAGCUGAGAUCAACUUGAUGAGCUGUCGUUGUCGUUGGUCUUUCGUUAUGACCUCUAGUAUGCCACAGGUACCGGUGAUGGAUGAUGAAGACACCCUCAGCAUAGAUGAAGAAGAAUCUCUACCAUUGACAAACACCAGUGAAGUUCAACCCAGUGGCAGUGCUACAGCCAUGCUCAAUUACCUUGCGGGAGGUGGGUUUGGAGUUGCUCCAGUUUUACCCUUGCCUAUGCCACGACCAGCAGUAUUUUCAAAGAAAUCUUCCAUUCGAGAUAACAAGGGCAGUGCGUUCAAGAAGUCGGUGAACCCAAGAGUCAGCAGGGAGGAGGAAUUGGGAGUUCGGAUGAAGAACACAAAAUCCAGGGUUGGCAUGAGAAAGAAGAAGUCAGCGAAACUGGAUGCAGACGAGCAAUUAAGCGAAGAUGUAGCCAAACUUGCAGCUUCGAACCAAGGUAUAGUCGAGAAGAUCUACAAGCACCGAAAAAAUAAGGGUGUUCUCGAAUAUCGAGUGAAGUGGGUUGGCUAUGACGGUCCACAAGAUGAUGCAUGGGAACCACUCCGCCACAUCACGAGUGAACACUCACAAGCCAUGCUGAGAGAUUAUCGGACUUCUUCAAGUGCCAAAUAAGCCAGUAUACAUGCAGACAUGACGAGUUGUUUAAUUAUGCGACAAUGUUACUGCACAAAAUCGCAUUUCAAAAUCAUUUGUGACAUGUACAUGUAAUAUUGUUUUCUGUAAAUA
Molecule: messenger RNA, 1837 nt
Organism: Lineus longissimus
Lineage: Eukaryota; Metazoa; Nemertea; Pilidiophora; Heteronemertea; Lineidae
Exons: 14
Coding region: 1115-1723 (202 amino acids)
Source: RefSeq, a predicted model, not a curated record